Molecule: messenger RNA, 2698 nt
Organism: Xyrauchen texanus (razorback sucker)
Lineage: Eukaryota; Metazoa; Chordata; Actinopteri; Cypriniformes; Catostomidae
Gene: bcl7bb
Product: BAF chromatin remodeling complex subunit BCL7B b
Exons: 6
Coding region: 67-672 (201 amino acids)
Source: RefSeq, a predicted model, not a curated record
UCAAGUCGCAGACGAAGGAAGGCAAGAAAAGAAGCAGAUCUGAACAAAUUAAUAAAACCUAUUAAAAUGUCCGGGCGAUCCGUACGGGCGGAGACCCGCAGCCGUGCAAAAGAUGAUAUCAAAAAAGUAAUGGCGGCAAUUGAAAGAGUGCGGCGGUGGGAAAAAAAGUGGGUUACAGUGGGAGAUACAUCUCUUCGGAUAUUCAAAUGGGUGCCUGUUACAGAGACCAAACAGAUAUAUAAGCCCAAAGGGCCAGGUACAGCAGUGAGGGAAUUAAAGGGUUUUCCAACAGAUGUAGUAUUGGAAAAUGCUCGUUCAGUGCUACUUGAUUUUCAAGAUGACAACAGUAACCAGAGUUUCCUUUCGGAUGCCUAUCAGUCUAAUACAAAAGUGGACAGCAGUAGCAACUCCAGUCCUCAGCAUGUCAGUGAGGCAGUGAGCCCGUCUCAUGCACCUUAUUUCCGCAUGGAGGAUUCUCAACCGCCCACCCUGGGACAGGAGAGCAUGGAAGCUGAGAGAGAGCCAUCAACGACCAGCAGUGAGGUCACAGAUGAGCCCCCGACUCUAAUAAAAGAAGAUGUGUUAUCUCUAUCUGCACAGGACGAAGAGGAGGUGGUUGGAGCCCCACCGCUUAAAAGAGUCUGUACUGAACAAAACUCAAGUUUGAGUUAGCACCACUAGCUAGACAACACAGAUCAAAAGUUCAAUGAAAUUUUCAGCCAAGACAAAACACAUUGAGAGACUUUCUACAACCGUUCAAACUCCUGAGUUGCAUUCAUUUGAUCAACAAAUAAGCUUGAAAGGCUGUAAAUGUUUGUCCAUGACAAGAUUUUACUUACUUCGCUUCAGGUAUUUUCUUUUGAAGGUAAAGCAAUUUUUUAAUUGAAAAGUAAAUUGUAAAAUGCCUGUUUCUCAAUAUGAAGCGAGAAAUAACUUUAUCAUUAUAGCACACGUGAUGCACGGAGUAAUAUUUGGUGUAAUGUGCUGAAACAGUUCAGCUGUUCAUUUAUUUACAUAAAUAUUUGUUUCUCUCUUUCUUUUCUUUUUAAAACACUUCAGUGCGAACUGGUUCAGAUAAAAUCCUUUACAGUAAAAAAUAAAAAGUUGGGUAAACUUAAAGUAAAGCAUCAAGCUUUUUUUCUUAACAAAUCAAGUUGGAUUAUAAGUUCCAUAUACUCAGAACAGUAUGUUCAGCAAACUUAAAAUAUUAAUGAUUAUUAAGUUAAAUAAAUGUACAUUUUAAGAAUAGCUGUCCUUACAUUUCAAUAUUCUUUAAAAUAAUAUACAAACACACCUGGAGUCACAAGUUUGAUUCCAGGGCGUGCUGAGUAACUCCAGUCAGGUCUCCUUACCCCAUGUGACUCUACCCUCCCGGUUGCUAGGGAGGGUAGAGUCACAUGGGGUAAACUCUUCAUGGUCACCAUAAUGUGGUUUUCGCUCUUGGUGGGGCACGUGGUGAGUUGUGCGUGGAUGCCGUGGAGAAUAUAGUGAAGCCUCCACACGUGCUACGUCUCCGCAGUAAUGCGCUCAACAAGCCACAUAAUCAGAUGCACGGAUUGACGGUCUCAGGUCGCAGGAGGUAACUGAGAUUCGUACUCCACCACAUGGAUUGCCACCAUGAGGACUUAGAUUGCAUUGGGAAUUGGGCAUUCCAAAUUGGGGAGAAAAUAAUAAUAAUAAUAUACAAAGAUAUCCUUUUCUAUGCAAAUCUACAUUUCUACAUAAGAUCAUGCAUUAGCCCCACCAAGGUACCAAAUAUUUGGUCCAACUUAUUCACAUUUUUGGAAGUUAAGUCACUGUUUAAAUUCCCUCAAAUUUCCUCAUUUUCCAUGUCCGUGUGAGGCCUGGCUUUAUAGACUUAAAACAGUAAAAAGUUUAAGAAAAAAGUUUGCAUUUGACAAAGCUUCACAAUGUUUCUACAAAACAUUCCACUGAAUGGACAAUCCUACGCAGUUAUUUUGUAAAGAAAAUAAAAGUAAAUUUUGUCUAAUAGUAAGGCCAAUAUAUAAUAAUGUACAAUCCAACAUCCUGAUGAAAAUAUUACAUAUAAAUAUUUACAUACAAUUAAAGAAUAGUUCACCCAAAAUUUUUAAUUCUCUCAGCAAUAUAAGUGUGGGUGAGAAGUAGAUCAAUAUUUUUGUCCUUUUUUUCCUCCACUCUAAAUCUCCACUUUAACUUUCACUUUCAGAUGUAAAAGUGAAAGUGGAGAUUUCGUGUAAAAAAAAAAAAAAAAGACAUCAUAUACAUUAAAUAAGAAAAUAUUCCUUGUCAAAUAUUUGAGGGUGGGGGAUUAUUCUGCCUCAAAUGGACUCAGCAUAAGUGAUCAAACUAAGCAUGCUCAAAAGCCUGUAAGUUCUGCCCUCACCACCAAACUUGACAUUAUAUGUGCUCAAUUGUUUUUUUGGUAUAAAAGUUGACUUUCUUAAUCGUUUUAAGUAUUUCAUCUCUAUUUCGAGUUUUUUUUGUUUUUGUAUUUCGAGAUUUUGAGUUUAUCUGACAAAAUUGAAGUUGGAUUUUUUUUACAGUGUUGUUCUUUUGUUUUCUUUAUUUGUCUCUUGCUUUUAAUUUUGCUGCAUCCAAUCACUGAACUGUGCUUAUCUUUUAUAUUUUGUAAGGUCACCUGAAGACUGUAUUUUAAAUAUGAAGGUUUCCACAUUCAAUAAUAUUUGAAGUAUUAUUCUAAUAAUAAUAAAAAAAU